This is a messenger RNA of Ficedula albicollis (Collared flycatcher), 1010 nucleotides long. It is a transcript of the gene CDCA8, whose product is annotated as cell division cycle associated 8. Gene Ontology annotation, cellular component: chromosome passenger complex; chromosome, centromeric region; spindle midzone. Gene Ontology annotation, biological process: mitotic sister chromatid segregation. The record is from RefSeq and is a predicted model, not a curated record. The transcript is spliced from 9 exons. Lineage: Eukaryota; Metazoa; Chordata; Aves; Passeriformes; Muscicapidae. Bases 1 to 828 code for a protein of 275 amino acids.
AUGAGGGAGCAGCCGGGAUCUGCCGUGCCUGGAAUCCCCGGGGGAGCAUCCCACGGGCUGCUCCUGCUCUCUAGGGCUGGAAACCGCUUCGUGCUGGGCUUUGCACAGGGUGACAGCCCUGCUGUGCUGCCUAAAGUAGGAAGUGGAAAGACACUGGAAGAGGUGGCUAUGGCAGACUCUGAAAUAGCAGAAAUAGACAAGCUGACGGCAGGAGUUAUCAAUGCCCCGUUGGACAUUGUCAAGAAAGUGGGUAAAUUCAAGCGUAGUGUUGAAGCUGUUGAGGAAGCAGAGCCUCCAUUGCUCCCUCAGCCAAAGAAAUCCAGAGUUGACAACCAGUGUCCUUCAGAGACAGAGGCUGAGAACAUCAAUCCAAGAACUGCCAAGGUGAAGGCAUCCACCAAAAAGCCACCCCUGGCCAGGAGACCCCCCUCAGCGAGAGUGAAGCACAUGAGCAAGAGAUCAAGCAAAAACAGCUUUAUCACUCCAGCCACCGGCAGAAUGGUUGAAAGCUGCGCUCGGGGAGGCACCUCCAUGGUUACACCCAGAUUUGAUUCCAGGCUGUUCCGGACGCCGGGGCUGCGCACGCCUGCCCUCAACGAGCGCGUUUACACCGUCUCUGCCAACGGCAGCCCCCUGGCCGACAGCGGCGACGCCGUGCUCACCCUGCCCCUCGGAGGGGGGGAGAGCAUACGUUUGACAGCAAAGAAUUUGACCAAGAGGAAUUUUCUUCAGCUGAACCCCAAGGCCCGAGGGCUCGUGAAGGAGCUGUCGGUUUGUCUUGCACAGGCUUGCAACGAGACAAAAAUACCCCUAGAUGGAAGUCAAUGAGCAAUGACAUCCCUCUGUAAAUCCAUUUUAUGUUUAGGACUGCUACCUUCAUUUAGUUUUUGCUCUAAUUUGUAGCUUUCUUCCAUUGAUCUACAGCAUGGAAGCUAAAAACUAGUUAUUCUACCUAUAAUAUGUAAUGGGAUCAAAAUAAAUUGAUUUUUUUUUUAAUCUGAGGAGAAAAA